Ochotona curzoniae (black-lipped pika) is the source of this 1478-nucleotide messenger RNA. Its product is annotated as regulator of G-protein signaling 18-like. NCBI's taxonomy places the organism in Eukaryota, Metazoa, Chordata, Mammalia, Lagomorpha, Ochotonidae. The record is from RefSeq and is a predicted model, not a curated record. The transcript has 5 exons. The coding region runs from base 168 to 863 and encodes 231 amino acids.
UUAGUGCAGAGAGAGACUCAGCUUUUCUUUUCUUUUUCUUUGCAUGCCUGUCUCAAAAUGUUGAGCUAACUUCAUGAAUUCUCCUGUUUCAAAUUACGGAAUAAUGUUAACAAGUGCAGCUGAGAGAAUGUAGUAAAUUAGAACUCUCUUCAUUUGGGAGAAAGAAGAUGGUUCUCUUUUCUCCACUGAAUAUGUGUGAAUCCAAAGAGAAGGCUUUUUUCAAGUUAUUGCAUGGUUCAGGAAAAGAAGGAACAAGCAAAGAAACCAAAAUCAGAGCUAAGGACAAGAGAAACAGGCUGAGUCUUCUGGUGCAGAAAGCAGAGUUCCACGCGGACUGCCACCUCAAGAGACUAGGGCACCUGAGCAGAGACGCAAGAGUUCCCCCAGAAGAAGCAAAGAAAUGGGGUGAAUCAUUUGACCAGCUGCUUUCCCACAGAGAUGGAUUAGAAGCUUUCACCAGAUUUCUUAAAAAUGAAUUCAGUGAAGAAAACAUUGAAUUUUGGAUAGCUUGUGAAGAUUUCAAAAAAAUCAAGGAUCCUCAACAAAUCGCUCUUACAGCAAAAGCCAUAUUUGAGAAAUUUAUUCAGAAUGAUGCUCCACAAGAGGUUAACCUUGAUUUUCACACCAAAGAAGGCAUUUCCCAGAGCAUCGUCCAGCCCACCCUCCACAGUUUUGAUGCUGCACAGAGUAGAGUGUAUCAGCUCAUGGAACAAGACAGUUACACACGAUUUUUGAAAUCUGACAUCUAUUUAAGCUUGCUAGAAGGAAGACCUCGGAGACCAACAAAUCUUAGAAGACGAUCACGCUCGUUUACAUGCAGCGAAUUUCAAAACGUAAAAUCAGAUGUUGACAUUUGGUUAUAAAGAAAAUUGAGUUUGCUAUUUUGGUGACAAACUUGUAUGCAUCUGUUUCAAAGAUGUAACCUGUUUGUGCUAAGAAAUGAUUGCAUCUAAGAUAAGAGACAGGAUUUAAAAAUGUACAUCAAAACUUUAAUAUUAACCAACUGCAGUCAUCCAAUAUUUUCUGCAUAAUUCAUUUGAUGUCAUUCCAUUCAUAAUCAGAAAAAAAUAUUUCUUAUCUAAAAGGCUGUAAAGAAUAAUAAUGUUUUAUAAAGUUGCAAAGUUAAGUAGAGACUAAGCAUUCACGAAACUACAAAAUUUUAUCAUAUUUCAAGGCAAACAACAUAAUUCUUAGCUACCCAUAUAUUCAGGCUUCAUACUCCAAAAUGAUGCACGCCAAUUUUUUUUCUUCCUUUUGGUUAGUAAUCCUGUAUCAAAAAUUCCAACUUAUCACUUCAAGUUAGAAGUCAGCAAGGAGAACUAUAGUAUAAAGAAACUGCAAGUUAAGGGCCAACACUGUGGCACUGUGGCUUGAUGCACUGACGUAGCAUCAUGUAUGAGCUUUGCUUUAAAUCCUGUUUGCAUAUUUCUGAUCCAGCUCCCUGCUAAGCCUGGAAAAAGCAGUCAGUUAUGGCCCAA